GCUUCUUGUCCGUCACCACCAUCUCCCCGCCUCCGCGCGCGGCCCUCCUCCGCGAAAAAUGGCUCCCCGCUGCGAGCCUCUAUGCCACUUUGCCGACAGGCUGUAUUUCACGACAUUCGCGAACCCUGUACCCCACCCCGAUACUCUCAAUGACGAGCUCGCCGAGACAGGCUACAAACCACGCGUACGCGCGCGUCCAAGAGGCGGACCGAGCGCUUCGCCCGACGAGGGCGCGCUAUACUACUACUUUACCCUCGACGACCAACUGCUCUACCUUUCCUUCUUCCAAGACUGGGGCCCCCUCAACAUGGCGAUGGUGUACAAGGCGUGCAUCUUGAUCCACGAGCUGCUGGAGGAGGAGACACUACGGUCAUAUCGACUCGUACUAUAUGCCUCGAACGACCCCAGGAGAAAGGCGAAUGCCGCGCUGAUCAUGGCGCUCUAUGUGUUGAUAGUGUUACGACGCGCGCCAUGGGAAGCCUUCCACCCCAUUGCUGAAAUGGAGUUCAUGCCCUUCCGCGACGCAGGCCGCGGACCCUCGGACUUCAAUCUCAGCAUACAAGACUGCCUCUGGGGCGUCUGGAAAGCACAACAGAACGGUCUAUGCGACAUGAACGAAUUUGACGUUGAGGACUAUGAAUAUUACGAGAAGGUGGAGAACGGCGACUGGAACUGGAUAACACCAAAAUUCAUCGCCUUCGCAUCACCAGUCGAGACGAAUUGGUUGAAGAACCAGAAGGAGGCGAGAGAGAGCCUAUCGCAUUCGACGUCGUCAAGCUCGGGCUCCAACCUCGCUCUGCAGAGAAGAUUACCAGCACCGUUCCAGAACUGCCUCGAUUACUUCGAGAAGCGAGGUGUGAAGCUGGUGGUCAGGUUAAACACCGAACUAUACGAUCGCAAUCAUUUCCUCGACCGAGGAAUCGACCACAUGGAGCUGUAUUUCGACGACGGUACCAAUCCCACGGACGAGAUAGUACGAGAGUUCCUGGAUACCUCGGACCGCAUCAUUGAGAACGGAGGUGUUGUCGCAGUGCACUGUAAAGCAGGCUUGGGUCGUACCGGUACGCUCAUCGGCGCGUACAUGAUCUGGAAAUACGGCUUCACCGCGAACGAGGCUAUCGCCUUCAUGCGCAUAGUGCGGCCUGGCAGUGUCGUCGGUCCACAACAGCAGUACAUGUACCUCAAGCAGCUGGAGUGGUCGAAGUGGGCAGCAGUGGACGAAAUGAAGAAGCAGACUGCGUUGGCGAAGGCAGCCGCCGCGGCGGUCGUAGCGCCUGCUACGCCGCCAGCCGAGCCGAUGGAUAUGGACGAGGAACGCGCGGGCAUGGCGACGCCGACAGGGCAGACUGCAUCGCCCGAUGUCGUGCUACCGCCAGUGACGCCCAGUCGGCACGUCGCUGCUGCGGCUGCGAAGGCGAAAGCCAUCGCGCCUCCUGGUCAGCCGCGGAAGACGCCAACGGCGAAGCGCGUCGCGCCGAUAUCGGACGACGAGGACACCAGCGACGUCCUACCUGCUCUCAACCUCAACCCCGUCGGCACGCGGAGGGUAUCGCGCAAUUCGAGAGCCGUGGCCGCGUCCCGCACUGCCGCAUCCGAACAACGACCAACACGGGUCACCCGUUCGAAGACGAACGCGACGACGCUCAAGGACACCGGGGGCUCGAACACCACCAUUGCGUCACCAACGAAGGGCCAGGGUCCUAACAAGAUCCCCCGCCUCGCCUCGACGCGCACCACCGCCGCCGCGAAGACUGCCAUCGCCGCCGCACGCGGGCACUCCAAGACCGCCUCCCAGUCCGCUGCGAAGGACCCCAGCACCACAUCCACAACCUCCACCCGGGUUACCCGCCAACGCGCCGCACCGCCCGCCUCGCCGAACAAGUCCACCGCGAACACGUCGAACGCCUCUAAUCCCGCGAACCCCAACCCUCCACCAUCGCCUACGCCCUCGCGCCUGCCGCAGCUAAAGCGGCCGACGCACCACACGACGUUGAGCGAGGUGGCGAGCUCGGUGACGCUGAAGAAGGCGAACACGGCGGAGGGGUGGAUGAGCAAUGCGGGGGAGGUGGUGGUGCCCAAGGGGAAGUCGGAGAGGCCCGGGUUGCGGACGACGAGGAGGCGGCGGAGCAGCUUCAGUAAUGCGGAUGUGGUGGCAUAAUGUCGUAGGUGGUUAUGGCUCGCUAGCACUACAUUUCCUUCCGUAUUCCGUGUUUGUCGCACAUUUGGUCGCUUAUGUGGAUCUCUUCUGCGUUCAUGCGCAUAGCUUUCGCUUUGAACCUGGACAUCGCUUUGCAUCUCCCCCAAUCUCGCGAAUCCCACUCACGUACAGUUAUGGACACCUGCAUCCGCGUUUCUGGUCGCUGGCGUUUUCCCUUCCUCGCAGCUUCUGCUUGCGUUUUCCGUCUUCUCUUUUUCCUUCUCUUCAGAUUUCAUCUAGUCGUCCUAUCUAUUCCGCCCGCAAUGGUCUCGUUUGGUGCGUGCUCCGGGUCAUGACGCCGGCGUCGACAGGGUUGUAUAUGGUGUAUGCAUAGAACAUUGGUGAAUGACGAUACGGUAUUUCCCUCUGCAUUCACAUGAGGUUGUAGGAGCGCUCAUGAAGCAAGUCUACGCGCAUGGAAGAGUCCGAUUGGGGG
Schizophyllum commune H4-8 is the source of this 2633-nucleotide messenger RNA. Its product is annotated as phosphatases II. Gene Ontology annotation, molecular function: protein serine/threonine phosphatase activity; protein tyrosine/serine/threonine phosphatase activity. The record is from RefSeq and is a predicted model, not a curated record. Gene Ontology annotation, biological process: positive regulation of cytokinesis; regulation of exit from mitosis; microtubule cytoskeleton organization. The transcript is spliced from 5 exons. Bases 59 to 2158 code for a protein of 699 amino acids. NCBI's taxonomy places the organism in Eukaryota, Fungi, Basidiomycota, Agaricomycetes, Agaricales, Schizophyllaceae. Gene Ontology annotation, cellular component: spindle pole; nucleolus; mitotic spindle.